Nematostella vectensis (starlet sea anemone) is the source of this 9177-nucleotide messenger RNA. Its product is annotated as receptor-type tyrosine-protein phosphatase S-like. Lineage: Eukaryota; Metazoa; Cnidaria; Anthozoa; Actiniaria; Edwardsiidae. Gene Ontology annotation, molecular function: protein tyrosine phosphatase activity; protein binding. The transcript is spliced from 39 exons. The coding region runs from base 1913 to 8182 and encodes 2089 amino acids. The record is from RefSeq and is a predicted model, not a curated record. Gene Ontology annotation, biological process: protein dephosphorylation.
AUUCGGGCGUGUUGAUAAAUGCAAAUAUCAAAUUGCAUGAGGAGAGCAUUUUAGAUCAUGUUAGAUCAGCGUGUCGGUUGGCAUACUGAAGUAGCUUGUCAACCGUGACCUUUCCCUUUUACAAAAUCUCAAAAUGGCCACGCAAACUGCACUCGAGGAGACUAAAGUGAUUCUUCAUCAGUUUCCAAGGCCCACUGCCAGUUUUCCGGUCGCCAACAUGUCCCCUUUCUGCCUCAAACUUGAGUGCUUUUUACGUAUGGCUAAAAUUCCCUACGAGAUAGACACUUCGCUCGUGUUUUCUAGCAAAAGAAAGUUUCCCUGGAUCGAGUACAAGAGCACAAAGAUGGCGGACUCGCAGUUUUGCAUCGAGUACUUGAGUCAGGAGUUCGGUGUUGACUUGGACAGCGGCCUCUCUCCCGAGCAAAACGCUGUCUCUACGUCACUCAGAGUAAUGCUAGAGGAGAAUACAUUCUGGGUGUUGUUGAAGUAUCGCUGGUUUGAUCCCGAAUUCAGCCCAAAACUGUGCGAAGAGAUACUGUUUCGAGUCCCUGGCGUUUUACGCACUUUAGCCUUCUGGAAAAUUCAGCGUCAGUUGAGGUCUGCAUUGUACGGCCAUGGAAUGGGUCGCCACACAGACGAGGAAAUAAACAGUCUGGCCGAAAGGGACCUGGGAGCCAUCUCUGAUUACCUGGGUUCUAAGAAGUUCCUGUUCGGAGACACCCCAUGUCUCUGUGACGCUGCUGUGUUCUCGUUUGUUGUGAACUUCACGUGGGCAAUGCCGGGGUGCCCUCAGGAUAAAGUGAUCAAAGAGAGAAUGAAGAAUUUAUUAGAGCACGCAGAGCGAAUGAAGGAAGCUUAUUUUCCAGACUGGGACCAACUUAUACGGAAGGAAUGAAAUAUGUGUAAUGAAACGGAUGGACCGGCCACGGGAAAAAAUACACGAAGAGGAUGAUGGGAUUCUUUCUUUAUACAAAUGUCGUACAGGGCCACCCCAAAGCAUUCACCAGUCUAGAUUCCACGGGUUAGCCAUUUCAAGAUUUUUUUUAAAGAAAAAUGUGUCCCCGACAUUUUUUUUCUCGAUCCCCGACAUUUUCCUGGACUCUCGACAAUUUGGCCCUCGACAAUUACCUACACUCCAGAAAAAAAACACUCCCAGCCGCUAUCCCCUACUUGCUAGUUGAUGACUGAACAGUGUAAUUUUCAGUGUAAUUUUGUUUGUACUUCAAUGGGCUCAAUUAACAUAUACUAUUAUUAGAAACAAAGACAAAACAAAACAAAUGGUGUUUAAACAAUACAGCGGUUACAAAUGUAGCUUUUCAUAUUAUGCAUACGUGCGGCUCUUUAAACUGUAUCCGCCUGAUCUUGUCAACCAAGGAGUCACGAGUAUCCCAUUAUCAAAAUAUUAGCAAAUUAUUAAAUAAGGCAAGCCUUGUAAAACAUAAGUACUUAAAUAAAAUGACGGGUGUUUCUGUCGUUCGCGAAGGAUAACACGCAGUAGCAAAUAAUAAAGAUAAUUUUUAUAGAAAUACAUGAAAGCUUAAUGCUCGUCUAAAGAUAUUCAAAUUGCCGGUUUAGGAAGCAUUAAAUCGUGCAAUAAAUUGAGCUGCAUGGCCACUAAACAAAUGCACGUUUUUUUUUUUGCUGAAACCCCGCAUGCUCCCGAUGAAGAACGACCAGAAACUAAAUGUGUUUUUUUUUCUUGCGUUAUCAUUUUUUAGUUUCGAGAUGACUCGAAACAAGUUUUUUAUCAUAGCUACCUGUAAGUUUAACUGAUCAUAGCUGACUGUCAGUUUAACUCAUCCUCAAACAAGAGGUAUUUUAUGUGACGUGACCUGUUCUUUUAACCCUAUGACGUCAUCUUUAGCUAUCACUUUAUACGCGUUCAUUUCGGGGAAGCAUCAAGGUUGCCGCGAUGGACCGUUUCCGGGUUUUGCUUUUGGUUCUCUAUGGCUUGCAACAUACUUCAGGAAAUUGCUACGACUCACCUCUUGGAAUGCAAAAUAAACAAAUCAGCGGCAACCAAAUAACUGAUUCGUCCGGAGCCCAAAUUGGCGACAAGGCAAGGCUAGCUUACACAGAGGGUGCAUCGUGGUGCAUUCUGGGAGCAAGUAUUGGAAGAUACUUGGAAAUCGACCUGGGGACCCCCCACAUCGUAUGUGGCCUGGCCACCCAGGGAAACUCUGUUGCUGACCAAUGGGUGUUAAGUUUUAAGCUGACUUUCUCACCGGACGGCAGUGUUUACAAAGAUUACAAGGAGAACGGCGAAACGCGGGAGUUUGUUGGUAAUCUUGAUCGUGACAGCAUUGUGCAGAGCACCAUCUACGCCAAGCCGAUAGCUCGAGUAAUACGCAUCGUCCCUUUGAACCACGUGGGCGUGGCAUGCAUGCGUCUGGAGAUCUACGGUGUGAUGAUCCAAUCAGGCAACGUAGCGUUAAGAAAAACGGCUUACCAACCGUCGACUGACCAUAGUGGCGUGGCGACUCGAGCUGUUGAUGGGGACCCUAACCCCGACUACCCUGCUAACACUUGCACCCAUACUAAGGGUAUGACUGACCCCUGGUGGAGAGUGGACCUGGGAUCCUCGCAACCAAUCGCUGAAGUCGUGAUUACCAACAGGGAUGGGACGUACGGUACACAGCGCCUGUGGGAUAAGACAUUCGAGCUUCGCAUAGGUGACAACGAAAAUAUCAUGAAUAACGUGAAGUGCGGAGACAAAUACGGGAUCCUUGCUGGUCAGAAGAUCUCUAUUCUGUGUAAUCCUCGGAUGAACGGCAGAUAUGUGGGAAUAAGGCUCAUUGGUUGGGAUGCGCUAACUCUUUGCGAGGUCGAGGUCUACACACGAGAAAAUGUUGCAAAGAAUAAAACAGCCUCCCAAUCCUCAAGUUUUUCUGGUGGGUAUGCGUAUAGAGCCGUUGACGGCGACCUGACACCUUUAUAUGGCAGUGGUCAAAUGUGCAGUCACACAAAUAACGGUGACGCUAAACCUUGGUGGAUGGUGGACCUCGGUACCAGUACACAUGUGACAGAGGUCUACAUAGUUAACAAAGAAGACAAUAAAGAUAACAGGCUUAGGAGCUUCGAGCUUAGGAUUGGGGAAGACGGAACACGCGGUGGAGUUUCUAACCCGAAGUGUGGUGACGUGUACGCGAUACCGGACGCUCGGGUCCGGUCCAUCUACUGCAUACCUGCCAUGCCAGGCAGAUACCUAACCAUCAAGUCUAAUGUCCCAUUGCUCACGCUAUGCGAGGUGGAGGUCUACACUACGAAACAAGCUUGUUCGUUUUCCGCGGUCGGAGUGUCAGACAAAACAGUUAUCCCUGAUGCUAGACUAACUGCGAGUUCUAAGUGGGAUGAUGAUUACGCUCCAUCGAAAGCUCGUCUGCAUUUUACUGGUGUAUGGGUGCCUAGAGAUAACUCUCCCUGGUUAAAGGUGGAUCUUGGGGCGUUACACGAAGUUUGUGCAGUUGCGACACAAGGAGAUCCUGAUCCUAAUGAUAAAGAAUGGACUAAGCGAUAUAAAAUCGAAAUAUCAACAGAUGGCGCCGUUUGGAGUUAUAUUAACAAAGCUCAGAUAUUCAGCGGCAACAGAGACGGGAUUAGUAUCGUCAAACACAACUUCCCUGAUCCUCAGCUUGCGCGAUUUGUCCAGUUUCUGCCAAUUGAAAAACAUAGAUAUUACGCCAUGAGAAUGGAAGUAUAUGGACGCCCUAAAGAAUGUUUCACCGCUCUCGGACUUGAAUCCGGCAGCAUCCCAUCUUCCCGCGUGACCGCGUCCUCUAAAAUAAACAACUCCCACGCAGCCAAUAACGGGCGCCUAUACGGAGCCUCGUCCUGGUGCAGCGUGACGUCAGGGCCUUCAGAAUUUCUACAGGUGGACCUGGGUUCGGUGUAUACGGUCACCGGGGUGGCCACCCAGGGUGAUGUAGGAAAUAAGUACUGGGUCAAGAACUACAGGGUGGUCUACAGUUAUGACGGCCUGCGGUGGUUGGGGUACAGGGACCAGGAGAUGCCAUCAGACAAGGUAUUUACUGGAAACGAAGAUGAGAAAUCUGUUCGUGCAAAUUAUUUUAAAGUACCGCUCGCAGCGCGCUUUGUCAGACUGAUGCCGACGGCAAGAAAAGGCGCAAACUGCGUGCGGAUGGAGUUAUAUGGAUGCAGCACAUACAUUAUCCCUGUGAUCGAGCCAAUCAGCGAUCAAACACUACCCACAUCACGCGAUGGCCAUACCGAUAUCACGUGCUCUGCACGUGGCUACGGUAGCCUAAUAGGUUUUGAAUGGUAUUCGUCUGGGAAAGAGAUGACGCAACUAUCGCAGGGGAUCUCUCGCUUGCCUACACGAGCCACCAGCGUGCUUCGGGUCAACUACACAUCCGCUGAUCACGUGCUUAAGUCCUUCACGUGCCGUGCUCCUAGUGGAAGAGAUGUACCUUGCUCACGCAAUAUCACGUGCUAUGCGAGCUACCCCGGGUUGCCUGGAGGCGGGAUGGUUGCAAGUCACGUGACCGUUGGGACGACUCUAAGAUUGCCUAGUAACCCAAGGGAUGUGAGAGCUACUGAUGUGGGACCACGGUCAGCAACUCUUUCCUGGUCAGCAGUAAUUCCUGGUGAUGGCGAAGGCCCAGUAAUCUCACACGUGAUCAACUUCGUCAAUACGAGUGGUCCAAUCACGAUAGACUCUCCCCUACCGCAAACGAGGCUCCGCUUGACGUACCUUGCCCCGUAUACACACUACAAGGCCAAGGUCAGGGCAUCCAGCAAAGUGGGGAAUGGCGAAUGGAGCGCGGAACUAGAUUUCAGGACCAGUCAAGCAGCUCCGAGUGAGCCUCUCGGUCUAUCAUAUUCUCUGGGUAAACCUCAGGGAUUUCUCCCGCCAAUCAUGACAUUGUCAUGGCAACCACCAUCUCAAUCGAAUGGCAUCAUCACGGGCUACUUAAUCAUCUAUAACUACUCAAGCACCUUUGACCCUGCUUGCAAAGGUCACGUGACUUUCCGAGGCCCGGGCCAAGUUGAGAAGCACUCUUUGCUCAUGCGCGGGGCUUUCACGUACGUGAUAUCAGUACAGGCGAUAACGGUAGCCAUUGGACCUCCUUCUGUUAUUGUUACUAUUACUACACCAGAAUACGUUCCGAGCUCUGCGCCCGCGAACAUCACUGUCCUGCAUACAGCGGAUGGCUCCAAUCACACCAUCAUCUGGAAUGCAAUUCCGCCAGAACAAAGCAACGGUCACGUGACAGUUUAUGAAAUCACGAGUACAAGAGUUUUAACCAAUCAGUCACAAGCACUUGAUUAUUCGGACUUGUCAUCAAAAUCAUUCAACACAUCGAUGACGUCAGUUACACUACGCGGGCUUCCUGCGUGCUCAUUCUAUGACGUCAUAGUUCGUGGUUUUACCAAAGUCGGCCCAGGCCCGUAUAGUGACAUAAUGCGUCUCGAAACUUCAGAGCCUGACGCUCCAAAGGGCUUAGUCGUGGCGGGUUCCACAAAAAGAGAGGUCGACCUUGAGUGGACGGCACCCGACACAAAGGGGGCCUCCAUAGAAUGUUACAAGAUCUCUCUGCGUGGUUCCAAGCCAUACGAUUCAUCGUUUUCUGAUAACGCGAUUCGUGUUCUGAGUGCCGGAAGCGUGACGUCACACAGGGUACCCAACCUUGUCCCUGGUACCCGAUAUGACCUGCGCAUUCAAGCGGUCACCGAGUGUGGGGACGGCGAAUACAGUGCGACCGUACUUGCCGAGACGCUGAUAGAUAAUCCUUUGGCUCCUGUAGUACCUUACAUGCAGCUAUUGAACGGCACCAACACAGGGCACGUGAACGUCACUCUGUGGCCGGUGAAGCCUACAAAUGGACCGAUAAGCUUUUAUCAUGUCCUUGUUGAGGACGUGACAGACCAACGUGUGCGCAAGCGCAGAGAGAUAGCGAAAGAGUAUUCUGUCGCGGCUGAGCUUUCUGCGGAUGCUGUUGACCCAGGCGCAGUGUUCACUAUUGGUGACGGCAAGAUUUAUGGUAUUUACAAGAACAUCCCUCUGCAGAGAGGAAAGAAAUACAAGGUUUACGAAAGAGCUGUUACUGUAACACCAGAGGUUACACUAACGGGAAAAGAGGCAGUUAUUGCAAGCAUAUCAAUGCCAAAAGAAAUAGCAGUGCCGCAGAUGAAAGCUCAGACGAGCGGGGCACAGAUGGCGGCUUAUGUAGUUCUCCCAUUGCUUAUCAUUGCCAUUGUCGCAGCUUUAGUCGUCAUCUGGAAAAGGCGUAGGCGUAGGCGUAGGCGUCCCCCUCCAUCCAAGACGGACAGUGUCUUGCUUGAUCAGGAUGAUGACAUUUCCGCUGUUACCACAGGAGCAAUCGAGCUCGGGAUCACAUCUUACAUCUACGAUAAGGGUGAGCCAGACGAGCCAAAGAGUGGGGAUGUCCCCGACGCAUCUCCUGAUCUAGCGGACAUAUACAGCGAGGCAAUCAGUGAAGACACCCACGGACCGAUUCCCGUGUUACAGUUUGUGGACUACUUCAACCGCGCCAAGCAAAACAACAAUGCACGCCUUGAGGCCGAGUUCAAGAAAUUGUUCAAACUUAGCAAACACCACCCGUCGGAAGCAGCAAAGAAGCGUGUGAACAAAGCCAAGAACCGCUAUGCAAACAUCGUCACAUAUGAUCACUCCCGGGUGGUGUUAGAGAAACUCAGCAAUGAUCCACACUCGGAUUACAUCAACGCGAGUUACCUCAGAGACUACGAUGGUUCGCCCAAAGCGUACAUCGCCACUCAAGGAUGUGUGGAGCCUUCGAGCGGUGACUUUUGGAGAAUGAUGUGGCAGGAGAGGCGCUGCGUGAUCGUCAUGCUGACAGGACUUAUUGAAGGCCACAAGAAAAAAUGUCACCAGUACUGGCCCGACAGCACCUCUAAGUAUUGUAAUCUCAGAGUCACCCUACGUAAAACCGAAGUCUUCGCGGACUACAUUAUCAGGACAUUUGUGAUGUCCCAGGUCGGCCAAACGGAGGAGAGGUACGUCUAUCAGUAUCACUUCACCGUGUGGCCAGACAAGGGAGUACCUCAAUACGCCACCGCGGUACUCGGGUUGAGGCGGAAGAUCACGAAGGACUCACUACCUGGCGCCAGGCCCUGGGUGAUACACUGCAGCGCCGGCGUGGGAAGAACGGGCGCUUUUCUCGUGAUUGACGCGAUGCUGCGCCAGGCUAAGAAACAAAAGACGGUGGACAUCUUCAACUACGUGAAAGCCAUCAGGGAAGACCGGCCACACAUGGUGCAAACAUCGGAGCAAUACGUGUUUAUCCACUUGGCUGUCCUGGAGGCGCUUGUCUGCGGAAGCACUGAUAUUCCUGCUGACAAUAUGAAGGCCGCUAUGGCCAGGCUCUCCAAACUACGGACUCCAGGAAAUGUGUCGGGGUACGAGGCGGAGUUCCAGAGGUUGUCAGUCAUUGUGCCAUCAAGUGUCCCGGAUGUAGAUGUUUCGUCGGGAUCAAAGUACAGAAUUUCAUUGAUCGACAAAAAGUCUACAUUGAAAAGCCCAGCUAAGCGAAAACUGACUGCCUAUAUGAAUGCCAGUUUUGCUAAUGCAUACAGAGAGAAAAACGCAUUCAUCCUCUGCCCGGCUCCAUCGAGUGAAGACAUCACGAACUUUUGGCAAAUGGUCCUGGAUUUCUCAGUAGGCACUGUCGUGAUGCUGUACGACACCUCAGAGGGACAAAAGCGUUACCGGCAGUACUGGCCAUCACGUGACGCCAAGAGUUAUGGGAAGAUACAAGUUCAACUUUUAGACGAGGACGUGGAGUCUCAGAUUAUCACGAGGAGGUUCGUCCUCACCACCAAGGAGGGCGCGUCGCGGGAAGUGCGUCACUUCCAGGUCAUCGGUUGGACUGAGCAGAAGUUACCUGACAAGUCGAGUGUUCUCCGCCUGAUAGAGAGUACUCAGAGCUCUCAGCAGCAGUCUGGUAACGCCGCUAUUCUAGUUCAGUGCAGUAACGGCGCUGGUCGAAGUGGCACUCUUUGUGCUGUACUGUCCGUGAUAGACAGGGUGAAGGCUGAGCAUGUUGUAGACGUAUUCCAGGCCGUCAAGGUCCUCAGAGCAUCACGGCCGGGAGCUGUCGAAUCCCUGAGGCAAUAUGUCUUCUGCUACGAGGCCACAAUGGCAUUUCUGGAUUCCUUCAGCGACUAUGCCAAUUUUAGCUGACACUAGCAUGAUACUUUUACACCUUUUGCUUUUCAUUAACGAGAAAUACGCAUUCAUUUUAGCCCCCAAAAAAAACAAUUGCAUUUUUUAGGAUAUUGUUUGUCAUAAAGGGCUUAUUGUUUGUACGGAGGCGCUAACGUUUAUAAGAAGCAUGCAAAUUACUUUCACAAAAUACUAUUGUUUGCACUUGCUGUAAUAAAAAUGUUAAUGAAUAUUUCUUUCACUGUAUUGAUUGCGAGUUCUCGUAUUAUUGAUAUUUUAUUUGUGCUAUUGUUAUGUACCAACGCGCAAAUGAAAAUGGAUUUUUCAUUCCUGGUUGUCGAAUAGUGUAAAUGAAUGUUAAGAAAAUUCAAUUGUGUGCACUCAAUUAUGUAAAGUUCGUUAAUGUAUUUCCUUUUAGUUCGAAUGAUUUUACUUUCGCUUAAAUGACAGUACAUCGGCGUAAAUGUUUGUAAUUUUGGCUAAAAUGAAUGCGUAUUUCUCGUUAAUGAAAAGCAAAAGGUGUAAACGCAUUCCGUGCGAUCCCUUCUUGAUAGCCAAUAAAUCAUGGAUGCUUGCCACACUGUGGGAUCUUAGCUUGAUAUUACAUAUAUUAUAAGACAGAAGAAUGGUGUUCAGAAGGAUCAACAGCAAGAAUACAGCAGUUCUUUGAUGAGCGACUGAAAUCGAACUACUUUUCAAGCAACGAUCGCCCCCGCUUCACAGUUGAUAACAUCCCCCUCGUUUUUACAAAAGAAUCCACUGUCGGGAUUUCAGCAGAGUUUGCAUUUCUGAUUACUUCUUGUCGAAAACAGAACAAAGAGUUAUGUGAUCGUUUAACUGAACUUUUUUUUUUUGUAUUUUGAAGUUGUGCGACUUUUGAGACAGCGUAGGUGUCUCAACUCGAGAAAACGAUUUAUAAAGAAAACAAAGAAACGACUACUCAAACACACCUGCUAUCUCGUAGAUAUAAUUAUAUCUAAGUGGAAUCAAUUAAAAUUGCCUCAUAUCUCUUA